CUAUUAUAUACACGCACGCUACUACUCUCCCACGCCGGUGAUGCAGGUUGCACCAGGGCCUCUCGCAUCUGCGCUCUGUGCCCAGAUUCCAACAACUCCAGAUCUUGUAUCACCACAGCAGCACCCCGUGGUCAACCCUCUGGCCCUCACCCUCCUGCCCUCAACCUCCUGAUCCCACCUCUGCCCAGUUGCACCUGUCCCUCAGCUGCCCUGCAGCCUUCACACCUCGGCGACCUGCCCCAGCUCCCAGCCCUUGACCUGCCAACUGGAUCACUCACCAGUCAGCAUCAUGGUCCCCAGCAGGAACCUUGUAG
Molecule: messenger RNA, 314 nt
Organism: Laetiporus sulphureus 93-53
Lineage: Eukaryota; Fungi; Basidiomycota; Agaricomycetes; Polyporales; Laetiporaceae
Exons: 4
Source: RefSeq, a predicted model, not a curated record